UGCGCAGUGGCGGGCGCGGAUGUGGCGGGAAGCGCGGCGGAGUUCUUCAGUGUGGCUCAUCAAUACAACACUUGAAGCAAUUCUGCCGGUCUUCAACAGCAAACGCUUUCAGARAGAAGAAAGACACUUCCCCAGAGGGAAAUCUCGAUUAAAUUCUGUUCUUUGUGAACAAGAAUAGAUCCCAACUGCUCCAUUUCUUUCCUGGACAAAAAUAUGGUGACCUACAGACUGUUCCUAACAGGAGGAAGAGAACUGUAACUGCUCACAAACACUUGUCUGGAUGCAAUUCCUACAGAUCUUGUCCAGGAAACCUGGGAGCCUUGAAGUGCUUUUUCAAAUACCAUUUUGCCAAAAGCAAUUCCCAUGCAUGUGCYUGUCUACCUCUGCAAAUGUUUAUAGUAAAAAGAAGAAAGGAAACAGUUAUGAACAAGUUGACCAAGAAAAAUACAAGAACUUGGUCCACUCUGUUACAACUUACAAAACCAGUGCCCAAACACCAGAGACAAUACUUGAGGAAGACAAUUUGUUAUAUGGGCCACCAGCUAAACACAGACCUCCAAUUAAAGCUGAGACAAAAACUCCCAGGAACUGGGUUCCUUUAAUAAACCCCAACAAGAGAAUUCUCCCUGUCAGCAGCGAUUCAAAUGUCCCCAUGAAAAUCAGGUUACAAAAAACAAAGAUGCCCAGUGUUACCCGUAUCCUUCAACAAACACUCUCUCCACAGCAAAUUUUUUAUCUGGAAAGAUGGAAGCAGAAGAUGAUAGAGGAGCUUGGAAAAGAGGGAUUUGAAGAGUAUACCAAAAAUCUCUUUCUCCAAGGAGAGCUUUUCCAUGCGGCUUUGGAAUCAAUAUUCCUGUCUGAAGAGACAGCAGCUAAGAAGCAGGGCAAAGAUGAUGUCAUUUCUGGCUACUUAUCCAGUGUGGAACAUGUCUUGGAAGACAUCAGCGAGGUGAAGGCUCUGGAAAGUGGAGUUCACCAYGAGACCCUGCAGUACCGGGGCCUGGUUGACUGCGUGGCCAAAUAUCGGGGCCAAUUGUGUGCGAUCGACUGGAAAACUUCAGAAAAGCCAAAGCCACUGCUGCAGAAUACUUAYGACAACCCACUGCAGGUUGCAGCAUACAUUGGAGCUAUAAAUCAUGAUGCCAGUUAUGACUUCCAGGUUCGCUGUGGGCUCAUCGUGGUUGCCUACAAGAAYGGCUCUCCUGCACACCCUCAUUUCAUGAAUCCUGACCUGUGCUCCCARUACUGGAAUAAGUGGCUCUUGCGCCUGGAGGAGUACUUGGAAAAAACUGACCCACACUGAGCACAAGCAAGUGGUCUGAGCACAGAGACAAAGCAAGAACUUUYGUUUAAAUAUGCCUCUUUCAUAUUCUUUUUUGAGUAACUUCGGUUAAUUUUUUACUAGCAGGGUUCCCCUCCCUCCCCUUCCAAAWAGACAAGUAAUUUUCCAGUGGGGAAUAUCUGUUUAUGUUGUAGGUGACCUCAGUGGUUCAGGCAGAACAAAGCUGACUUAYUUAGCCUCUGUUUUCUUAUCCCACAUAGUUUAUACAGCCUGAGGUUGAUAGAAGAGUUUCUAUUAUCAAGAAAAAAUGCUCAAUCAAGUCAUUCUUCGGUGAUUUUUGAGGAAAAAGAUCUCAAUUCUCAGUUGCAGAGUUGAGUCUUUGAAAAUGAAGUUGGUGAAGUAAAGCAAAAGAACAUCUGCAAUGUAUGAGCUGAGAGAAAUGCAAAUGAUAAAGAAAUUGAUGUAGUAGACUGGGUUUCAGUCAGUUCUGGCUCAUGUUGUCAUGAGGUUUGUUGUUAUUUGUGCUGAAGUUAGACCUUCUGAGGAGUGAAGAACUGCUGGUUGGGUUUUGGGGGCCGUUUUUUACGGGUUUGUGUUUGGGAUUUUUUUUUCCCCCCCAAGUAAGUUUGUGAAUUAAUGUUUUGAAACAGAACUUUUACCUUUGAAUCAYAUAAAAUCAAGUCUGUAAAACAGAGAUGUCAGGCACUGUUACUCUGGAAAGCUUUUUUYCUCCUUCUCUUCGUUUUCUCCGAAUUGUGUGUAUGGGUUUUCACAAUGCCACUGCACCUUACAAAAAAAAUUAUGACCAACYCCUAAGCUUCAAUAAAAUCAGCCAGAACCAUAGCUAAAAAACCAGAGAAUUAAACCUCUGUUCUGCUUAUCUUGUGCCUCCAGAGUACUGAACUGUGGAAAUGUGUGCAGUGAAACUGAAUUAUAGUGGUACUUGCUUAUUCAAACCCGGCCUAGUGGAAAGGUAACUCUGCUUAAUUAGAUUUCUAAAAAGACAAACCAUGGGCAGUGAAAAGCUGGGUUCAGAGAUGACACUGGUUAAGAUACAUCACAUGUGGUCAGAAAUUCUACCUGUUUAGCAAAGAUCCUUUGCU
Molecule: messenger RNA, 2385 nt
Organism: Malurus melanocephalus (red-backed fairy wren)
Lineage: Eukaryota; Metazoa; Chordata; Aves; Passeriformes; Maluridae
Gene: MGME1
Product: mitochondrial genome maintenance exonuclease 1
Exons: 6
Coding region: 281-1303 (340 amino acids)
Biological process (GO): mitochondrial DNA replication
Cellular component (GO): mitochondrion
Molecular function (GO): single-stranded DNA exodeoxyribonuclease activity
Source: RefSeq, a predicted model, not a curated record